Molecule: messenger RNA, 1017 nt
Organism: Parnassius apollo (apollo)
Lineage: Eukaryota; Metazoa; Arthropoda; Insecta; Lepidoptera; Papilionidae
Source: the annotation of a GenBank genome assembly
AUGGUGUUUACUGCUGUGGUGCUAGGCGGGGUCACACGGUUGACUGAAUCGGGAUUAUCUAUGGUCACAUGGAAGCUCCUCGGUGAGAAAAUGCCAACCAGUGAAGAGGAGUGGCAGCAAGAGUUUGAGAAGUAUCAACAGUAUCCCGAGUAUAAAUACAAGAACCAGCACAUAACCCUGUCGGAGUUCAAGUGGAUCUGGUGGAUGGAGUUCGCGCACCGCACGUGGGGCCGCGCUAUAGGCGCCGCAGUGUUUCUGCCAGCUGCCUUCUUCUGGGCGAGAGGAUAUCUGGACCGCGGCAUGAAGAUCCGAGUCGCUGCUUACUGCGCCCUCGUAGCCGCACAGGGCUUGAUGGGCUGGUAUAUGGUGAAAUCAGGCUUAGAGGACCGGUUCCAAGGCCCAUCGGAUGUACCUAGGGUAUCUCAGUACAGAUUAGCAGCGCAUUUAAGUCUGGCUUUCAUUCUGUACUCCGGUUUGGUAGCCGGAGCUUUGCGGAUACUUCGUCCCUUGCCAGUAGCCGCCACUUUACAGAAAAUCAAGGCGUUAAAGGGCGUUACAGCGCUUGCUCACACUGUGAAAGCGAUGGCCUUUUUAACGGCUGUUUCAGGCGCCUUCGUAGCGGGGCUGGACGCCGGUCUGGUGUACAACUCGUUCCCCAAGAUGGGUGAGCGGUGGAUCCCGGACGAUAUCCUGGCAUUCAACCCCAUUGCACGCAACUUCACGGAGAACCCCACCACGGUGCAAUUCGACCACCGGGUGCUGGGAACCUGCACCCUGGCAGCUGCGAGUGCUCUGUGGCUGGUGGCUCGUCGCCGUCCGUUGGCACCGGCUGCCAGGCGUGUUGCCAACGCUGUAGCUGCUAUGGCCUGGCUUCAGGUGGGCCUGGGCAUAUCGACGCUACUAACCUACGUGCCCACACCGCUGGCUGCCAGCCACCAGUCCGGCUCCCUCGUACUCCUGACCCUCGCCAUCUGGCUCACGCACGAGAUCAAACUGCUCAAGUACAUACCCAAAUAA